UCUCAGUUUUUAAUGCAACUUAUAAACAGUCUUGUUAUUACCUUAUUUCUGAGUGUACAUGUUCCACACAUGGUCUACUGAUCAUGGAAUCGAAUGAGACGGUAUAUCAACAUACUUAACUACAUCAUAAUUCAUUAUUUUUUUUAGUCUAAUUAUUCUUAACUGCAGCUCCAAGGAAUGCAUUUAAUGAACACAUAAUUGUGAGAGAAAUACCAGCCAUGUUUAAUCGCGUCAUCUCAAGCUUGCGUAUGAACCAGAUUACAGUUGCUUCACGUGUUCCUCAGACAAUGGUGUAAAGAUAUUCAAUGUAGAGCCCUUGGCUAUAAAACUUUACUUGGGACGUGAUGUAGUGGGAAGUGUUGCAAGCACAGAGAUGCUUUUCAGGUCCAACUUGUUGGCUGUUGUUGGUGGAGGCAUGUCAUCUAAGUUUGAUGAAAAGGCUGUGAUUAUCUGGGACGAGUCCAAGCCAGCAUCAGAAAAAAUCCUGCUGGACAUUACCUUUGCACAGCCUAUCCUGGCUGUCAGAAUGCUGAAAGAGAAACUGGUGGUUGUGCUGAGGCAGGAGAUUCACAUUUUCUCGUUCCCUUCAAAAAUUGAAAGACUGCAUACUAUUGAUACCAAAGAUAAUCCUAGAGGGCUGUGUGAAGUCAGUGCCUUUGGUGCUAUGAUGGUGUUUCCAGCCGUUAACCGUGGUCAUGUACAGCUAGUGAAUCUAGAAAAUAUUCACCCUGGUCAGACAGCAUCACCUGUCAUUAUCAGUGCUCACAAGAGUGACAUUGCAUGUGUUGCCAUCAGUCAGUGUGGCUCUUUUAUAGCCACUGCAUCUGUCAAAGGCACUCUUAUUCGUGUAUUUGAUGCAGCAACACGUAAACUUAUUGUUGAACUUCGGAGGGGAGCAGACACAGCUAUGUUCUACUGUAUCUCUUUUUCACCUGAUGCCUCUUUUCUGUGUGCAUCAAGUGAUAAAGGAACUGUACACAUUUUUGCUGUGAAGGACACAACCUUAAACAGACGUUCCACAUUCAAAAGCAUGGGUUUCCUAGGCCCAUAUGUUGAAUCACAGUGGGGCCUGGCAAAUUUCACUGUUAGCUCUGAGUGUCCAUGUGUCUGUGCAUUCACAGACAAUCAGACUGUUGUUGCUGCUUGCGUUGAUGGCACAUUUCAUAAGUAUGUCUUCACAAUGGAUGGGAACUGCAACCGUGAUUCCUUUGAUGUGUUCCUGGAGAUGGGGGAGGACAUGGACUGAUUGUACAAAUGGACUGAGGACUUCAAAGUCCAUAUCAUCAAAUCUUGUUUCUGUUCUACCAACUGUUUGGAAUCUUGUUGAUUUAAGCAAUAUAUCAAUGAUAGUUCUUGUGAUGGGGUGAAAAGAACCAUUUUGAGUAAACUUAGAUUCCUUAUGUUAUGCAUGAAUGAAUAAAAAUAUUUUAAAAAUGGA
This is a messenger RNA of Pomacea canaliculata, 1438 nucleotides long. Its product is annotated as WD repeat domain phosphoinositide-interacting protein 4-like. NCBI's taxonomy places the organism in Eukaryota, Metazoa, Mollusca, Gastropoda, Architaenioglossa, Ampullariidae. The coding region runs from base 374 to 1246 and encodes 290 amino acids. The transcript is spliced from 12 exons. The record is from RefSeq and is a predicted model, not a curated record. Gene Ontology annotation, molecular function: phosphatidylinositol-3,5-bisphosphate binding; phosphatidylinositol-3-phosphate binding; protein binding. Gene Ontology annotation, cellular component: extrinsic component of membrane; phagophore assembly site membrane; cytosol. Gene Ontology annotation, biological process: autophagy of mitochondrion; protein lipidation; protein localization to phagophore assembly site.